GAGGUAAACACCUUUAAUGAUGAUGCAAUUCAUAGACUUUAUGCGAAGUUAAAGGCUGUUGCAAAUAAUAAACACUCACAGAACAGUGACAUAAAUGGUUCAGUCUUUUGGCACCAAUAUAUAGUGUUAUUGUGCGGAUAAGAGAAUGCUUAAUUCAUGACUGUUUAAGUGUAUGGUGAUAUAAAUGCAAUAAUAUAUCAAUUCUAUUGAUUGUGUAUUCAAGACUACAGUUUAGUGAAGAGGUUAAAUAACUUUUGGAGUACAUUUAAUUAAAAAUGUCAGCGACUGUUCCAUGUUUGGGAGACUACAAAGAAGUUGAUAUGCAUGAUAUAACAGACAGACCCUCACAGAGAGGGACAGAGAAGUACCAUGGUGGCAGUGGGGACCAUAGGCGUCAUGGCAGCGGGGACAAUAGACGCCAUAACAGCGGAGACAAGCGCAAUGACAAGAGCAAGUACAGCGUAGCCUACUACAAGAAUGAGGGUGAAACACGAGGGAAUUACCCCACGGAAGAUGAGAAUCCCAACGAGAGCCUUGUUCAGGACAUCUCCAGUACGGCGGUACUUACACCCUUGGAUGAUGACCUUGUCGGGGAGGUUCCAGAUAUGCCUGACCGAGGCAACUGGAGUGGUCGCUUUGACUUCCUUAUGUCACUACUGGGCUACUCUGUAGGCCUUGGGAAUGUGUGGCGCUUCCCUUAUUUGGCAUAUACUAACGGUGGCGGUGCAUUUGUGUUCCCCUUUGUUCUAAUGCUGUUUCUACUGGGGAUCCCCCUGAUGUUUGCAGAGCUGGCCCUGGGGCAAUAUGCCGGUCUGGGACCUGCAAGCAUCUUCAGUAGAUUCUGUCCACUAUUUCAUGGUCUCGGCUAUGGAAUGAUAUUCAUCUCCGGAGUUGUGUCCCUCUAUUAUACUUGCAUCAUUGCCUGGUGUAUACUCUACCUAUUCAUGUCGUUCAGAUCAGAACUACUCUGGGAGAGAUGUCACCCUGAUUGGACCACAUCGGGUUGCUAUAGCUUCUUACAGGCAGAUGAGUGCAAGGAAAAACCUGACUCAUUUUUCUACGGGAUAAAUAAUUCCUGCCUCAACCUGACGCAGGCUACUAUGGAGAAUCUUACCAAUUAUACGAUGGAGAAGCAUUCACCUGCACAGGACUACUUUGAGGUUGGGGUACUUAAGAAGUCCACCGGCAUAGACGUAAUGGGUGUGCCCCAGUGGCCUAUAGUCCUGUGCCUUCUCUUAGCCUGGGUCAUGACCUUCCUGGCCCUCAGUAAGGGGGUCAAGUCAACAGGAAAAGUUGUCUACUUCACUGCUCUGUUCCCAUACGUUGUGUUGCUGAUCCUGUUCUUCCGUGGUGUCACUCUGCCCGGUGCUAUGGAGGGAAUUAUCUACUAUAUAAAGCCCUCAUUUGCUGAACUAGGCAAUGCAAAGGUAUGGUCUGAUGCUGCAGCCCAGAUUUUCUUUGCUUUGAGCCCAGCCUGGGGAGGCCUGCUUACACUGGCAAGCUACAACAAAUUCCAUAACAACUGCCUCAAGGAUACGAUGAUAGUAGCAUUCGGUAACGUUGCGACCAGUCUGUUUGCUGGAUUUGUGAUAUUUGCCAUCAUUGGCUACCUGUCCCAUGAGCUCAAUAUGCCAAUUGAAAAAGUGGUGGCUGAAGGUUCCGGCCUGGCAUUCAUCGUGUACCCUGACGUUGUUACACGCCUCCCCAUAGGCCCGCUGUGGUCUAUAUUAUUCUUUGUCAUGAUGAUCACACUCGGAAUGGGGUCUGAGUUUGCCAUUCUGGAGACUUGUAUAACGGCUGUACAAGACACCAUGCCCAGUCUGAGAGAGAAGAAGACGUAUGUGGUGGCAGUUGUGUGUGCUAUUGGAUUUUUGGGAGGCCUUGCUGUGACUUGCGAGGGUGGCAUAUUUAUUCUGCAAUUGAUGGACAAUUACGUAUCUAGCUGGUCUGUGUUUGUGAUGGCGGCUACGGAGGCCAUUUUAAUUGGUUGGGUUUAUGGUACUGACCGGUUCAUGCAGGAUGUUGCCAUGAUGAUUGGGGACAUGAGCAGAUGGCGACUCUUCUUCAAGAUAUUCCUGCAGUUCCUCUCACCUCUGACCUUAGCUUUUGUGUUCAUAUUCAACAUCAUCAAGUACCAGCCCAUGAAGUUCGGGAAGUAUGAGUACCCGGGGUGGGCUGACGGUCUGGGUUGGAUCCUUGCUCUGUUCCCUCUGAUCUGGAUUGCCUCCUCCAUGGUCUGGAAGGUCUGUCAGGUCAAGGACCCCAACAUGACCACUAUAGAGAAAGUAAAGUUCCUUUUGAAGCCGUCCCCGGAAUGGGGCCCUGCCCACAAAGUGCCAAAGUAUGAGGACGUCAACCAUGAAAUCAACGGCGAGAGGAAUAUAGAGAACCCCAACUUUAGCAGCAAUGAUAGCGUUACCCAUGCUUGAAACUAAAGCAGGAAAUCAUCCAUGAAAAGAAUCUCGUUUGUUUAAAGCUCAAUUUGGUAACACAGACGGAACUUUUGAAUCAUCAGGUUGUUUUUUUUUAUGAGAAAUACGUUCCAUUUUGUGAAGUAUUGAAAUAUUAUGGAAGAUCUAGUUGAUUUCGUACACUUUUACUUAAUUUGGUUAUUGUUAAGAGAUUUCUAAUAUAUUGCAAAAUAUAGAAAGUACCUGAGUAUGCUUUUGCUAAAUUUAUUUGAAACAUGUCUAUGGUAUAUUUUAUAUAUUGAUUAAGGAAUGCGUUAUUCCAUCAGUUAGUGUACAUCAUCUUCUGUGUGAAAUUGAAGACAUUUAAGUAAAGAUCUGAUGUCACCAACAUUUUAAACCAAAAGCAAUAUAAACUUAACGCCUUAUCAAAGGUUAGCUCCUAUUAAAAAAAUAACAGUCAGAACUCGGUAAAUGCAGGAAUUAGAAGUUGUGAAAAGUGCUCAAGGAUGUAAAAGUAAUGGAAAACUAAUUUUUAUCAAUUAGCUUUAAUCUCUGUUACCAAAUUCAGCUUCUAAUGAUGAAAUAGUGCAUGAGAUCAUGGGGUGAUGUGGUCAAGCCCUCCCCUUGAUAAGACCUCUAAAGCUAUGACCACUGUCAAGGGCCGAGUGAAGAAAGCAAAGAAUCGCGUUGAGUUUACGCGUUGCAUAAACAAAUGCCUCAAUUCCCAUUGCCAUGUUCUGCACUCUAGGGUCAGGUUGUCCUAGAUUGAAAAGAAAUGUUUUUUGAGAAUGUAAGACAAUUGAAUGGGAUUGUUUUUUUUUGUUCGUACCAAGCAACAAUGAAGUUGUUGUUUGCAUUAUCAUCAUUCUGCAUGAUUCUGAGGAAACUUACUGGGGCAUUAAUGGUGAAGCUUUUAUUAUGCAUACAAAAUCAAUAGUGAGAAUCUUGUUUUGAUCUGAAUAGCUCCAAUCUGAGGUAUUUAUCUACCUGCUUGUGUGAAGUCAAAAUGUGUGCAACAUUUAAAUUAUUGUAUGCAGGUAUUUUGUCAUUAUUGAGGAUUAUUUACGAUUAAUGUCUGAUAUAUAAGAGCAUUGCUAGGGGUGAAUCUAGUCUUGAAAAUAACUGGAAAUAUUUAAAAACUGGCCUGAUGUAUUUUAACUGUAUAUUUCAAGACUGGUCUAUGUUUUAACACUGGUAUGAUUUAUAGCUAAACUGGUAUGAUUUAUUUCUAAACUGUUGCAGGGAUCUGGUCGUACAUUUAUUGUUUUAAUUUUAUUUCAAUUUUAUCUGAAUGUAUGUUAGUGUUAUGAUUAAUGCUCAGCUCGUUUUGAAAUUGUUGGAUUAUUUAUUUUGGCUUAAUGAUAAACAAAUCCCAAACUCAGUUUUAUAUAGUGCUUUAUUUUAUGUUUUUCCUUUUGUUUCAUAGGGAAAUAUCAGUGAUUUAAAAACAAUAAAGCACCCUAUCGAAACAACCAUGGCAAUUGAGAAAAUGACAGUAACAAUUAUGUUUUGUUUAAGUGCUUUAUUGUGAAAUGAUGUUGUUUUUUAACAUUAUAAUUUCAGCAUUAUUCUCUAGUUUAACUCUUUUAAAAAAGUAAAUAGUUUGUGGAAAAAACAUAAAAUAAAAAGAAAAUGUGUUGGUGUUUGGUAGAUUACCGGGUAUAUAUUUGUAUUUACUCGUGGCUAAGUAAAGUAUGAAAUUAAUAAUUUCUCGGAUAACUCAUGAAUUAAAAUUAAUAAUCAUAUAAAACUAACAAAUAUCCUUUAUAUUGUCAAGGGUUUUCUUGAACUUCACAAAAGUCGAGUGUUUGGGUCAUUCAGUUUCUGAUUAAUUGUUGUCUGAGUGUUCAAGUCUGGGGUAAGUAGUUUUGGUAACGGACUCUUUAAAAAAAAAACUGAGAGCUUAAUAAAAGACAAAACAGUAUUACUGGAAUUAUUUUGGCCUUUAAGUCUAUGUAUGGUGAAUAGAAAAUAUUAGUAUUUAUGCAUUUGAAUUAUUUGCCUUAUACUUGUUUUGUCACAUAUUUACCACUUUUGUGUUGUUCUUUGCUGUCUUUGAUGUUAAUCAAGCACAGUGCUUAAAAGUUAAACAAUUUAUUCUUUGCCCAAAUUUUAAUGCACAUGUGUGUUUUUGUUCCUCUGAUACUAACUAACUGAGCAGUAUAGAAGACUUUCGAUCUUAACAUAUUUAUGAAACUUAUGUUUCGAGAAAUGGUGUUAAAAUUGUUACCUUUUCUAAAAGCAGGAAUUCAUGGACGUUUUUGUCAGACGCAUUUACAGCUGUUUGGUAUUAGAUGGAGCAUUUAUUGUAGACACCAUUUUAUUUUGUUCUGUUGUCCUUCUUUUUAAUAUUUAAUAUAUGCUGAUGAUAUCUGAUUGCCUGAAUGUAGUAUGCACAUAUGGGUAAAAAAUAUAUGAAAGAAGUAUUUAUUGUUAAGCUUUAUUUGUGUGAUUCACAUCAACUUCUUUGCAUUAUUCAGUAGAUUGAAAUUUGCCAUUGUACAACUCUGUGGUUUCAUAUAUUAAACUUUCUCUGUGAAUUCCUAUAAAAUGGAUGUUGGAAAGUGCAUAAUGUAACAUCAUUGAGUAUAGUUUCAGUUGAUUUUUUUUGUCAUGACUUAUAUCCCCAAAUAAAAAGCUUACCACUACUGUCAAACAACUUUGUUGGCUCUUAACUUGUUUGUAAUGUUCUACAUUUAAUAUUUAAAGUGCAUAUGUUUGUAUUAUUUUUAUUCCCUAUAUAAAAGUAUUAUUCUGUGUUCAGCUAUUGUCUUUAAUGAAGUUGUAAUGUUGUUUACAUAUUCACACAAGAUUUUAAGGUUAUUUUAAGAAGAUCUUAGAUUAUAUAUUUGUUUGUUUUAAUUUUACUUAUGAGCUUCACUGGCCAGAUUUUUCAUGAAAACCAUGACUGGCCUCUAACAUGUUAAAAGAUUUGUUGUGUCAUUUAAUCGCUCAUCAUAGCUUUAGAACCAUUCAUCUCUAAUAAUUGCUCAAAUUUGUCCUUUUCAUGAUCAUUUGAGCCAGAUUGUUGGAAGACUGGGAUUAAUGCAUGUGCAUAAAGUAAGUCAGCGCAUGAUUAUCAGAGACAAUGCUUUCCGCUUUUAUUGAAUUUUUCAGGAUAUAGAGAAUACUAGGUAAGCGUUUAAUAGAGAGAAGUUUAUGUUGGGAGGCUUAAAACGCCGGGAGCGCAAGCCUUGGCGAGCGCUUUCGGUGUUCAAGCCAAGCACAUAAACUUCUCUCUAUUCAACUCUAAUCCUAGUGUUCUAUUUAUCCCAUCGCAUUUUUACUAAACAAGAAAAAUAACAAACAAACGUGGCAUGUUUGGAAACUUCAAAAACAAUGAAACACAGCGAAUGAUUGUUUGUCUAUUAAUGACGUCAUUUGUCUGUGCAUGCGACAGGUUUAUUCAACAAGAGGCUAGAGGGAUAGAGGCUAGUCUAUUCCAUGGGGUGUUAUACCGUCAAUGUCUUGGUGAAGAUGGAAUAAAAGGAAAUAAUUAUGUUCUAGAUGAAAUUUACUUAAUGUGGAAAGUUUAAUCCCUUGUUUCCCUGUGUGGACUGCACUUUACGCUCAUGCAUUAAGCUGGUUUGCCUAGAUCACAGCUCAUUUGUUCUGGUGCUGAAUUGUUUAUUUAUUUAUAUAUACACUUUAAUCCACUUUCAUUUGAACCAAUCAAUAUUUCAUUGAUAAAAUGUCUUGUAGCUGCAAAUCUUACAAGUCAUGUUUUAACAUGAAAAAGUAUGUAAAAAACUAAAGCUCAUUUUUAAAUUAGUCAAGUUCAGAAUGGUAUUCUUGGAGAUUUGUUGAAUCACUUUUAGAAAUUAUAUUGUUUUGCAUUUUUAGAACAAAAACAAGUAUUGCAAAAUGGAUACCAGGAAUUUUCAUGCAGAUAAAAUAUAGAUUAUUGUUUGUAUUGACUGAAGUAGUGUCAUGUGUUAGUUUUUAUGUCCCCCACUAUAGUAGUGGGGGACAUAUUGUUUUGGCCCUGUCUGUUGGUUGGUCUGUUGGUUGGUCUGUUGGUUGGUUGGUUUGCGCCAACUUUAACAUUUGCAAUAACUUUCGCAAUAUUGAAGAUAGCAACUUGAUAUUUGGCAUGCAUAUGUAUCUCAUGGAGCUGCACAUUUUGAGUGGUGAAAGGUCAAGGUCAUCCUUCAAGGUCAAAGGUCAAAUAUAUGGGUCAAAAUCGCUCAUUUAAUGUACACUUUUGCGGUAUUUCAAUAUUCAAGAUAGCAACUUGAUAUUUGGCAUGCAUGUGUAUCUCAUGGAGCUGCACAUUUUGAGUGGUGAAAGGUCAAGGUCAUCCUUCAAGGUCAGAGGCAAAAUUAUGUGGACAAAAUCGCUCAUUUUAUGAGUACUUUUGCAAUAUUGAAGAUAGCAACUUGAUAUUUGGCAUGCAUGUGUAUCUCAUGGAUCUGCACAUUUUGAGUGGUGAAAGGUCAAGGUCAUCCUUCAAGGUCAGAGGUCAAAUAUAUGUGGCCCAAAUCGCUUAUUUUAUGAAUACUAUUGCAAUAUUGAAGAUAGCAACUUGAUAUUUGGCAUGCAUGUGUAUCUCAUGGAGCUGCACAUUUUGAGUGGUGAAAUGUCAAGGUCAUCCUUCAAGGUCAAAUAUAUGGGUCAAAAUUGCUCAUGUAAUGUCACUUCUGCAAUAUUGAAGCUAGCAAUUUUAUAUUUGAAAUGCAUGUGUAUCUCAUGGCGCUGCACAUUUUGAGUGGUGAAGGGUCAAGGUCAAGGUCAUCCUUCAAGGUCAAACGUCAUAUAGGGGGACAUUGUGUUUCACAAACACAUCUUGUUAAUUUUUGCACAAUUUCUUGAUGAUUUUUCCUUAAUAGUAAAAGCCCAUUGAUGAUUGAAGAGUUUUUAGGUGAUUUUUUAACUAUGAUCAGCAUUAAUUGCCUAUCACAAUGUAUUAUUUUAAGUGACAAAUAAUAUAUACAUUUGUAUUUGCACAUUUUAAUUGAGGUUUUAUAUGUUAAAUUUGGAAUCUCAAUAUUUGUUCAUGCUUUAACAUAUGUUAAUGCUCACUUUUUACAGUGUUUCUGUUAAUGUAUUUACAUCUUGCAUUUUCUCUUUGCACUGCAUCUGCAUAUGUGUUAUGUUUUUAAAAAGGCUUACACUCUUAUACGUAUACAUGUGUGUGUUUUUUUGUUAUUGAGAACAGUUCACUGUCUACAUUCUUGUUAUAUAUGCUUCCAUUUGUGAAGGUCAUUAGAUUUGAACAACUACAGUUUACAUUUGGUCAAAGCUUGGGAUAUCUAUCGAUGGUUAUAAGACAACGAUAAAUUUUCUCAGUUUUGUACAAAACUCAUUGAUGGAAAUGAAUGUUAAAUGGAGUGUUGAUAGUUCGUAUAAUAAAAAACCUGUACCAUGCACACUGAUGACGAAAAUUACAUAAAAGUAUAAAUUUGUAUAAAAUUUACUAUUAAUUUUAGUUGACAAACGGGCCUCACAUUAUGUGUAGAGCUAUAACAUACAUCAAAGGUUCUCAGAUGGAUGCAUUGUUUACAAACACUUGUUCUGCUGUUUUUCUCACAAUAACCUCCUCACAUGUUCCAGCCUUAUUGGUUGUUUUUAUUUUUGUCAAAAUGGAGCCUUGUCCUGGUAAAAGUGGGCAUGUGUGUCAAGUUGUGUCCCACAUAAGCCUAAUCAAGGACAACCUUUUCCUCUUUUAUGGAAAGUUUUGUUUAAGAAAAUUUCUUCUAUACAAAAAACAAGUCCAGGCAGAAAGUUUGGUCGCUGAUUGGCCUGUGCAAAUUGCACAGGCUAUUUUGAGACAACACUUUGCAUAUUAGUUAUGCCCAGUUUUCCCAUAGCGAGGCACAAUUGUUUACUGUAUAACAUGACUGUUGUCUGAGUUUACACACCUCUUGUGAUAGUUGCCAACACUCUUACUUACUUUACUGUUACUGUUACUUGACCCUUGAUUUGUUAAAUGUUUACAUUUAUUGUUUUUGAAUUGCAUAUUUGUAAUUUAAUGGAACUAUUUAUUAUGUCCCCAACCUCUUUGAAAAAGUAGGGAUAUGUUGUUUUUCACCUUUCAGUCAGUUGUUUCUUCUUGAUAUUAAUGAGGACACUUUGGUACAGGUUAAUUCAGAGAAAAGUAAAGGCUGUCGCUUUUUAUUUUAAGGUUAGAUGGUCAAAAAUCAAGGCAACGGGUUAUGUUUGUGAUAUGGAAUUUGUUUCCACAUAAUGUCUCAAGAACACUUCACCCUGACAUCAUCCAAAUUAAAAAAGAUAUUAAGGUCAAGGUCAAAAGGGCUUGUAACAUAAAAAUUGUUUCCGCCAUAGACAAUUUUGUAUCAAUAGGAUAUCUUGGUUACAUUUUGUCUAAAAUUAUUAAAUUAUGCAAGUUCUAUAGGUAAGAGUUCUAAGUAUAUAAGAAAGUCCUUUAACGACUGCAAGUAUUGACGACUUUGCUUCAAGUCUUAGGGCAACACCUCAUGUUAAUAUGUACCUUUAUUAAUCUAACAGGCAAAUGUUUGUAAAAUGAUCUGAUGUUUAAGAUCUGAUGUUUAAAGUUUUGUCCGUUUUUACUUUUUUAGUGAAACACUUCUUGUUGCAGUGUUUGAUCUGAAUAUGUUCAUUUAUUUUGUGUCUGUACAUAAUUCUAGCACAUUUAUUGUGUAUAUCGGUUUUCUGAGUUUUUUGGCCCUACCUGGGUAGCUAUUAAUACUUCUUUUUGCAACUUAAAUUAAGUUUGAACAAAACAGCUAGCAUAUCAUAAGGUGAACAACUAGCUUAGAACACCUAUAUAUUUUCUGUUGGUGAUUUUGGUGUUAAAGCUUUUAGUGAUUUGGUGAUUGUUAUGCUCAUGUUUAUCAGAUAAUCUGUCUUAUUGUAUAUUUAUUUUAUGUGUAAUUAUUAACAAAUAUAUACAUACUUCCUGGAAUUCUUACCACGUAUAGAAGUAUUCUUUCAAGUAAUAGCAAGUCAGUGUUGGAAAGAUCUUAUAUUUUCUUAUUUUUAGCUAACCUGAUUGCUCAGGUGAGCUUUUGUGACCGGUCUUUGUCUGUCGUCCAUCUGUCCACAUUUGUUCGUAAACACUCUAGAAGCCUGAUUUAUUGUCCGAUCUUCAUGAAACUUGGUCAGAAGCUUCGUCCCAAUGAAAUCUCGUUUGAGUUUGAAACUGGGUCGUGCCGGGUCGAAAACUAGGUCACUAGGUCAAAAAAAGGAAAAAACUUUUAAACACUGUAGAAGUCACAUUUCAUGCCCAAUCUUCAUGUAACUUUGUCAAAUUGUUGGUCUUAAUGAUAUGUUGGUUGAGUUCAAAAGUGGUUCUGGUCCAUUGAAAAACAUGGACGCCAGUGGGCGGGGCAGUUUUCCUUAUUUAGCUAAGUUUUUUUUUCUAAGUAGAUUUCUUGUAAACACUCUAGAAGUCAUAAUUUUUGCCCAAUCAUCAUGAAAGUUGGUCAAAACAUUGGUUUUAUUGAUUUCUCGAACGAAUUCGAAAAUGGUCCAGAUCGGUAAAAAAAAAACAUGGCUGCCAGUGGGCGGGGCAUUUUUCUCUAAAUGUAUAUAGUGAAAACAUGUGAAGACUCUAGAAGUCACAUUUUUGGCCCAAUUUUCAUGAAAUUUGGUCAGAACAUUUGUUUCCUUGAUACGAGAGUUGAGUUAAAAAAUGGUUCCGGUCAGUUGAAUAACAUGGCUGCCGGGGGGUGGGGGGCAGUUUUCUUAUAUUUACAUAGUAAAAAAAGCUGGUGAACACUCUAGUAGUCACAUAUUUUGCCCAAUCAUCAUGAAACUUGGUGAAAUGAUUGGUUUUAUAUAUAUCUCAGAUGAGUUCACGAAUGGUCCCAAUCGGUCAUAUAACAUGGCCGCCAGGGGGGGGGGGGGGGGGGGGGGGGCAGUUUUCCUUAUGUGACUAGAGAGAAACCUUGUGAUCGAACACUAAAGAAGUCUCAUUUUUUGCCUAAUUACGUGAAACUUAGUCAAUACAUUGGUUUUAUUGAUUUCUCAGACAAGUUGGAAAAUGGCUCAGAUCGGUGAAACACUUUUAGCUCACCUGAUUGCUCAGGUGAGGUUUUAGAAUUGAUCUUUGUCUGCCGUCCGUUCGUCCACAUUUGGUUUGUAAACACUCUAGCAUUCACACUUCACAAGCAUUCUUUAUGAAAGUUGCUGAAAGAUCUCAGUCAAGUUUGAUAAUGAGCAAAAUCACAUAAUUAAUGCCAUAAUUAUUGCCCUUAGAUUGUCCAAAUGUUCAUUAUAUUAUAUAAAAUCCUUGUAAACACACUAGAGGUCACAAUUUUGUCAGAUUUUAUGAAUCUUGGUCAAAAUAUUUAUUUUUGGAAGCAAAGUUUGAUGUUUGGUAAGGGGGGUCAACUCAAAAUAUAGGUCACCAGGUAAAAUCUUACAAAAACACUCCAUAUGCCAGAGUUUUGGUUCAAUAAUGAUGAAACUUGACCAGGAUGUUUGUCUGGACAAUAUCUAGGUCAAGUUUGACGUUUGGUAAAGAUUAAAUGAACCGACUCAGGUGAGCGAACUAGGGCCAUCUUGGCCCUCUUGUUUUAUUUUACUCACUGCUUAUAGAAUCUCGCUUGUUUUUAUUAAAGCUUGGCUCUGGAAAAACAUGGCUUAAUGCAUGUGCGUCCCAGUUAAGCCAGUCCAAUCUGUAACUGAAAGUGUUGUCAUUGAUAAGUAUGUGCUUAAUGCACAGGCUAACAUGAGAUGACACCGGGAUUACGUAUUAAGCCACUUUAUUGCAGAGUAAGGUUCAUUUGUAUGUAUCUACACAUAGUGAAUUGUUUGUGCAUUUUUUAUCUUGGUCUGUCUUUUGACAAGUUCUUAAAAAACAAAAUGGUGACAAACAGUACAGAUAAUUGGAAAUAACUUGUUUCAAAUGACAGAUUUUGUUUAAAAAUACAUAGACAUUCCUCAAGGUAUCCUUAACCCUUUACCACUUACAUAUGUAUUUUGAUGCAUUUGUGGUCCCUUAGAAAGUAAAAUUCAAUGAAAGACUUUUCUUAUUAGAUUCAUGUUUUUAAGGCUUUAUCUCCAAACAUUAGAUACUGAUGACAAGCAAACGGCAUAAAACCUGAACAAACUGCAAGUAACUCGCAGACUGUUCUGGUUUUAUGCUGUUUUCACAUAGCCAUUUUCACUUUGCCGCUGAGUGGAAAAGGGUUAAACAUAACCAGUACUCAAAAAUUGUUCCUUAAUAUUGAGAUUCUAUGUCUCAUAAUAAUGGAUGAAUUACUAGUAAUUUGUUUCUAGUAAAACAUGUUUUGUUUGGCAAAAUACAAUCAAUGUACACAACUACUUUUUGCUUUUGGAAACGUUUAACAUGUACAUAUAAUUUGUUUGAAAGGGUAAUGCACAGUGGUCUCUUGAUAAACUUGAAAGAAUACUCAUUCAAAUAAAAUAAUAUCGCCUUACAAAAUCAUUUCUGAUAUUACUUUGAAUUAGCUACUUCUAUUCCUAUUCAUUUGAGUCUUAAGGCAGCUUGUGUUUUAUUCAGUGUUUAACCUGACAUAAAAAUGAUUUUGUAAAUAUUAUACAUUGUGUUAUUGCUGUGACUUUCCUAUUUUGGUGUGGUUAGGUGCUGUUCUCUUUGUUAAAUUUUAUAUUGGGCAGUACAGUAUCUUCAACUAUGAUCAUCACUCUCAUUUAUGGACAUGUCUAGCUUCUUAGGGAUUUGUCAAGUGGUUUGCUGCCAUUGAUAUCAUGUUGAAUUUUUGUUGCAUGCAACACGUGAUUGGGUAUAAAUUUCUUCUUUGUUAGUUGUAGUUGUAGAUCUUUAUUUAGCUUUAGCUUGAAUCUCUUCUGUGAUUUUUUGAGCUGUGGUUUUCAUUGUUUUCACUUUUUUUCUUCACUAUAUUCAUAAAGUGGUGACUAGUUUUAGUUAAAACUUACAGACUUACUAAUAAUUGUUUUCUUUGAAUUAAUUUGUGUAUGUCUAAAUCAAUUGAAAUGAAAACCUGUAUUUAGAAAAGUGACAUUCUAUGAAUAAAACAUGGGGUUGAGAUUUAACACUAUCAUCUGUAUAUUACUUCACUUACUGACAAUAUAUGUAUAUAGCAGUGUU
Messenger RNA from Dreissena polymorpha, 12429 nucleotides. RefSeq names its product sodium- and chloride-dependent glycine transporter 1-like. The record is from RefSeq and is a predicted model, not a curated record. Lineage: Eukaryota; Metazoa; Mollusca; Bivalvia; Myida; Dreissenidae. The transcript has 16 exons. Bases 276 to 2429 code for a protein of 717 amino acids. Gene Ontology annotation, cellular component: membrane. Gene Ontology annotation, biological process: sodium ion transmembrane transport.